UGAAAUGUGCCAAAGUAUAUUCAGCAUGUCUGGGUUAGCAAAGCAGCCAGCCCCAAUAGCAGGCAAAAGGUGAAAUCGCUGGUCCCCAGAUUGAAGUUGAGUGCCCCCCUACAUUAGGGCCCAGUAAAGAGAAUAAAAAGAUUUGGGGUAAACACUGAUUGACUUUAUUAGACAUUUGCUAAGUGCAAUGAGUAAAGCUUAUUUGGGAAUACAAUACUAUUUUCCCUAUUAAUUUCCGCGCCACACACAGACUGCAUUGCUGCUGCUUCUGUAAUGAGACCUAAUGAGACCCAGACCCCAAGCCAUCACUGCCUUAGUGAGCCGAGAUCCCCUCAGCGCUGCGUGUCCCCUUUAAGUGAACCCUAGGGCCGCCCCAAAUAUCGCGGUGUUUCGUACAGGAGAUCUCGCGAGAGACUCGCCGGCCAUUGCGAUUGGCUGACGGACACUGAAUGUAAGAUGGCGCCCAGGGAGCUGUGAGGCGAAAAUAAUCUAUCGGAAAAAAAGGAAUAAUAAUCACCCGAAGAGGGAGCGGGAGGACUGAGCAGAGCCCGGGGAGCCAAGUGUGUGGCAGCGGCACCGGAGGAGGAGGAGAGGGCCAAGCGGUGCCGGAGUGAAGCUCCCUCCUGACAAGGAGCGGGCGGAGCAGCUGGGGAUUUGACUCAGUUGUGUACGCUAUGAAUAAUUCUUUGGAGAACACCAUUUCGUUUGAAGAAUAUGUCCGCAUGAAGGCCCGUACAGUUCCACAGCACAGGAUGAAGGAGUUCCUGGAGUCACUGGCCUCAAAGGGACCUGAAGCCUUACAGGAAUUUCAGCAGCCACCACCCACCACCACCAUGGUCUAUCAACAAGGGGCUAAUUGCAUCUAUACAGACAGCACAGAGGUGGCAGGAUCCUUACUUGAACUGGCUUGUCCUGUUACAAGUGUGCAGCAACAGCAAGUGCAGCAGGAACAGCAGAUACAAGUUCAAGCACAACAGAUUCAUGAAGCACUCACCAGGCCUUGGAAUCUUCUCCACCCUGCCCCACAGCUGAAUCGAAUGAACCUCUCCCCCGAGGGGUCCCAGGAUUCUGGUAUUUCAGAAGACAUGUUGGUGCAGGUACAGCAGUCACCGCAGCAGGUAACGGGUCAACAGCUCUCGCCACAACUUAAUGUUCAUCCAUCAAAUGAGCAGCCAAUUCAAGUGCAAGUACAAAUCCAGGGUUCAGGACAGUCACAAACAGCGCAAACAAUACAGAAUCAGUCCCUGCAGAGCCAGACCCCUUCCCAGAUGCAAGUGGCCCAGAUUCAGGUCCAGCAUGUUCAGGCUGGCCAGCAAAUUCAGCCCUCUGAUAUGCAGGACGAUCAUAUACAGCAUCAGCAGAUCCAAGCACAGCUAGUGGCAGGACAGUCUGUGGGCAGCGGUAUCCAGAUACAGCAAACAGCCAGUGCUCUUUCCCCUCCACCCACUCAGCAAGGCUCCCCACGGGAAGUGGAGCGCCGAUCCAGCUCUUCGAGUGUCCUUCAGCCAGUAAAGAAGCGCAAAGUGGAUAUGCCAAUCACUUUGUCAUAUGCAAUCUCAGGACAGCCUGUUGCAGCUGUUUUGGCAAUUCCACAAGGGCAGCAACAGAGUUAUGUGUCUCUGAGGCCAGACUUACUAACAGUAGACAGUGCCCAUCUCUAUGGGGCCACUGGGACCAUUACAAGCCCAACAGGAGAGACGUGGACCAUCCCGGUCUACUCUGCUAAUGCCCGCAGUGACCUACCGCAGCAGAACAUAACCCACAUAGCCAUCCCUCCAGAGGCCUACAAUGCUGUCCACGUUACAGGUUCCCCCACUGUGGCGGCUGUUAAAUUAGAAGAGGAGAAGGACAAAAUGGUCAAAAAUACACACGAGGAAGUGGUGCAGACUCUUGCAAAUUCUCUGUUUCCAGCUCAGUUCAUGAAUGGGAAUAUCCACAUUCCAGUGGCUGUCCAGGCUGUGGCAGGGGCAUACCAGAAUACAGCACAGACUGUACAUAUUUGGGACCCUCAACAGCAAGCAACGCUACAUGAGCAAGUUCAGCAGCAUCAACAGCAGCAACAACAUCAGCUGCAGGCACAAGCUGUUAACGAAGUAGAACCACAACAGCAACCUUCUCCUGAACUUCUGCUUCCCAGUACCUUGAAACCAGAGGAAGGGCUUCAAGUAUGGAAGAACUGGGCACAGACAAAGAAUGCAGAGCUUGAAAAGGACUCCCAAAACAGAUUAGCACCCAUAGGAAGACGUCAGCUCCUAAGGUUUCAGGAAGAUCUCAUUUCCUCGGCAGUUGCAGAGUUAAAUUAUGGGCUGUGUCUAAUGACUAAAGAGGCUCGCAACAUGGAAGGUGAACCCUAUGAUGCUGACGUUCUCUACUACAUUUUUCUGUGUAUACAGAAGUACCUGUGUGAGAAUGGAAGAGUAGACGACAUAUUUUCUGACAACUACUACAUCAAGUUUACAGAGUGGCUUCAUGAGGUUCUGAAAAAUUAUCAGCCCAGAGUCACUCCUAUUGGAUAUGUGAUCCCCAGCCAUGUGACCGAGGAAAUGCUUUGGGAGUGUAAGCAGCUGGGCGCCCACUCUCCUGCCACACUACUUACAACACUUAUGUUUUUUAACACAAAAUAUUUUCUGUUAAAAACUGUUGACCAGCACAUUAAAUUGGCCUUCUCCAAAGUCCUAAGGCAAACGAAGAAAAAUCCUUCCAAUCCAAAGGAUAAGAGCACGAGCAUCCGGUACCUGAAAGCACUUGGGAUCCAUCAAGCAGGGCAGCAAAAAGGUUUCUCAAUAACAGACGACAUGUAUGCAGAGCAAACAGAGAACCCAGAAAAUCCAUUACGAUGUCCCAUUAAAUUGUAUGACUUCUACCUCUUCAAAUGCCCACAGAGUGUAAAAGGACGAAAUGACACAUUCUAUUUGACGCCAGAACCAGUCGUAGCACCCAACAGUCCAAUCUGGUAUUCUACACAGCCAAUCAGCAGAGAGCAAAUGGAACAGAUGCUAACCCGAAUUCUGCUCAUCCGAGAGAUCCAGGAAGCCAUUGUGGUUGCGAGUGCCAGCAACAUGCACUAAAUCAUUCUUUCUGGGCACAGAAGUCAUGUAAAAGGAAGAGAGGAAAUAAAGAAACCUGUACAGACUUUUACACUAUGAGAAGAUGCCUACUUUUUCUGUUAUUUUUAUUUUAUUUUUUAUUGGUGUAGUUAUGGAGCCCUUUUAGGCUUCUCCUGUUUAAAAUAAAGUGUAAGUAAAAGCGCCCAAAUGUGCAUUUAAAGACAAAAAAAAAUCUGCGUUCCUAAAUGGCUGGAAAGCGAAACGGUUAUUGUUAUUUUAAACCUUUUUCCCCCCCACCCCAUAUCCUUUUAGCAUGGUCUAGAAAUAUUUUAUUUUAUUUGGGAAAAGAAAGAAGGCAUCUUAGGUUGAAUGGGAUGGACUGUGCAGCUGCUCACGCCAUUGCCUACCACAUAUAUGGACAUUUAUUCUGUAUUUUCAGUUGCAGGGCCAAGCGACCCCUGGUUUUAUAUAACUACAUAUAUAAAAAUAUUUCAGAAAAAGUCGGAUUAUUUCACAUUAACCUGAAUAUAUUUCUUUUUUUUUUUUUUUUUCCUGGCCCAAAUUAUCAAGGCCUUAAACUGCAGGCAUAUGAGCCUAUGUAAAUUUAUUGUAAUAUAAUCUUGUGUAUCUGCUGCAGAUAUCUCCAUAUUUCUCCAUUGUUCUUAUGCUCUUUGUUUUAUUAAGAAUGACAAGCACGUCUUUUUAACAUGCCACUGACCAGUGUGUUUUUUAUUUAGAACCUAAUGCCCAGCCUCACUUUCCGUGGAAUGGAACUAUAUUUGGCAAAAACAAGAAAUUUUGAUAACUGAGAGAAAUAUUCACUAAGCCUCUUGCCGUGAACAUUACAUUUAUAAACGCAGAUAUAAA
This is a messenger RNA of Xenopus tropicalis (tropical clawed frog), 3914 nucleotides long. It is a transcript of the gene qrich1, whose product is annotated as glutamine-rich 1. The coding region runs from base 675 to 3068 and encodes 797 amino acids. NCBI's taxonomy places the organism in Eukaryota, Metazoa, Chordata, Amphibia, Anura, Pipidae. The record is from RefSeq and is a predicted model, not a curated record. The transcript is spliced from 11 exons.